UCAUCAAACUUCCGUUCUCAACCAAGUUUUCCGCAGCCACGGGCUUCCUCCAUCACCUGGUCCCAACGCCGUCGACUUGUGUCGCUCACCACCCUCGAUCGCUGUCACGCCUUCCAUCCUGCCUCAUCACCUCGCCGAUUUCGGUCUCACUACAAGAGGAAGCCCAUCCCCGCCGCUGAUUCCGAACUAAGCAGUAGCCUGGUUCUGCUUUGACGGUGCCCAGGAGACUUGGUCAGCGGAAGCAUUGCUUAGUCCGUCGCAUCUCCGAAGCCGCACAGAUUCUUAAAAAACGAUAGGAGCCGCCAUGGCGGAGGAAGCAAAGACGGCUUCGUCGGGUUCCUUCUCUAUCGCGGAGGCACGCAAGUGGGUGGUGGAGAACAAGCUGCGCACUGUGGGCGGGCUGUGGGCGAGCGGCAUCGCGGGGUCGGUGCUCUACAACAUGCGGAAACCCGGCGAGAAGAUGAGCGUCAAGAUCAUCCACGCCAGGUUGCACGCUCAGGCGUUCACACUAGCUGCUCUACUAGCUGCUGCUGGUGUGGAGUAUUGGGAGCACUCGUCCAACCCUACCAAGAAAGACGCGCGGCAACCGUUGUAAUGGGUCUUACGUAAAUCUGAAGACGAAGGAUAAUAGUCGAGGUGUACAGAAUCGAGGCUCAAUUUCGAUGCAUUGGAGAGAGCCAGGCUGGGGUGCUAAGGUACCCCUUUCAAGCUGCUUCCCAUGCAACUGUUAUGGUGCCGACUGAGGGAGCAGCUGCACUCUACUGGAUGUGCUGUGUUACUUACUCCCUUCUGUCGCGAACCUAGGAUACAUCCUGUUGGAGGACAGAACCUCGGCUCAGAGGCGCGAGGGAGUGUUGAGAUGGGAAAUGGGGUGCUCAUAUUCCAACAGCCAUCUGUGCACCAAGUUUCUAUUGUGAUAAGAUGGUCGUGGAUGUAUUUAUUGCUCUUUUCCAAUUGUUCUAUUCAUGAGAGUAACCGAUUGCUCAUUAGGAC
Closterium sp. NIES-67 is the source of this 993-nucleotide messenger RNA. The record is from the annotation of a GenBank genome assembly. NCBI's taxonomy places the organism in Eukaryota, Viridiplantae, Streptophyta, Zygnematophyceae, Desmidiales, Closteriaceae.